Messenger RNA from Lasiodiplodia theobromae, 1845 nucleotides. RefSeq names its product HSP70 chaperone protein. NCBI's taxonomy places the organism in Eukaryota, Fungi, Ascomycota, Dothideomycetes, Botryosphaeriales, Botryosphaeriaceae. Gene Ontology annotation, molecular function: ATP-dependent protein folding chaperone; misfolded protein binding; heat shock protein binding. Gene Ontology annotation, cellular component: nucleus; cytoplasm; cytosol. The record is from RefSeq and is a predicted model, not a curated record. The transcript has 6 exons. Gene Ontology annotation, biological process: protein refolding; vesicle-mediated transport; cellular response to unfolded protein. The coding region runs from base 1 to 1845 and encodes 614 amino acids.
AUGAGUGACGAAGUCUACGACGGUGCGAUCGGUAUCGAUCUUGGCACCACCUACUCUUGCGUUGCCAACUAUGAGGGCGCCAACGUUGAGAUCAUCGCCAACGAGCAGGGUAGCUUCACCACUCCCUCGUUCGUCUCCUUCACUCCCGAGGAGCGUCUCAUCGGUGAGGCGGCCAAGAACCAGGCUGCCAUGAACCCGGCCAACACCGUCUUCGACGUCAAGCGUCUCAUUGGCCGGAGAUUCGACGACGAGACCGUCAAGAAGGACAUUGAGUCCUGGCCCUUCAAGAUCGUCGACCACGAGGGCGCUCCCGCCGUCCAGGUCGAGUACCUCAACGAGACCAAGACUUUCUCCCCCCAGGAGAUCUCCGCCAUGGUUCUGGUCAAGAUGAAGGAGGUUGCCGAGACCAAGCUCGGCAAGAAGGUUGAGAAGGCCGUCAUCACCGUCCCGGCCUACUUCAACGACAACCAGCGUCAGGCCACCAAGGACGCUGGCUCCAUCGCUGGCCUGAACGUCCUCCGUAUCAUCAACGAGCCCACCGCUGCCGCCAUCGCCUACGGUCUCGGCUCCGGCAAGUCCGAGAAGGAGAGGAACGUCCUCAUCUACGACCUUGGUGGAGGAACUUUCGAUGUGUCCUUGUUGCACAUCCAGGGCGGUGUCUUCACCGUCAAGGCCACCGCUGGUGACACCCACCUUGGUGGUCAGGACUUCGAUACCAACUUGUUGGACCACUUUAAGAAGGAGUUCCAACGCAAGACCAAGAAAGACAUCUCCGGCGACCCGCGUGCCCUGCGUCGUCUGAGGACUGCUUGCGAGCGUGCCAAGCGUACCCUCUCCAACGCCACCCAGACUACCGUUGAGAUCGACUCUCUCUUCGAGGGCGAGGACUUCAACUCCACCAUCACCCGUGCUCGUUUCGAGGAGCUGAACGGCAAGGCUUUCUCCGGCACCCUCGCCCCCGUCGAGCAGGUGCUCAAGGACGCCUCCAUUGACAAGGCCAAGGUCGACGAGAUCGUCCUUGUCGGUGGUUCCACCCGUAUUCCCCGCAUCCAGAAGCUCCUCAGCGACUUCUUCAACGGCAAGAAGCUCGAGAAGAGCAUCAACCCCGACGAGGCCGUUGCCUACGGUGCCGCCGUCCAGGCCGGUAUCCUCUCCGGCAAGGCCCAGUCCGCCGAGACCGCCGACCUCCUUCUGCUCGAUGUCGUCCCGCUCUCGCUCGGUGUCGCCAUGGAGGGCAACAUCUUCGCCCCCGUCGUCCCCCGUGGCCAGACCGUCCCCACCAUCAAGAAGAGGACCUUCACCACGGUUGCCGACAACCAGACCACCGUUCAGUUCCCUGUCUACCAGGGUGAGCGUGUCAACUGCGAGGACAACACCUCGCUGGGCGAGUUCACUCUUGCUCCCAUCCCUCCCAUGAAGGCUGGUGACGCCGUCCUCGAGUGUGUCUUCGAGGUCGAUGUCAACGGUAUCCUCAAGGUCACGGCCACCGAGAAGUCGACCGGCCGCAGCGCCAACAUCACCAUCUCCAACUCUGUUGGCAAGCUCUCUUCGGGCGAGAUCGAGAAGAUGAUCGACGAUGCCCAGAAGUUCAAGACGUCGGACGAGGCCUUCUCCAAGCGCUUCGAGUCGAGGCAACAGCUCGAGGCCUACAUCUCGCGUGUCGAGGAGAUGAUCUCGGACCCUGGUACCUCGAUGAAGCUCAAGCGUGGCCAGAAGGAGAAGAUCGAGUCGGCCCUCAGCGACGCCAUGGCCCAGCUCGAGAUCGAGGACACCAGCUCCGAGGAGCUCAAGAAGAAGGAGCUCGCCCUCAAGCGCACCGUCACCAAGGCUUUCUCCACCCGGUAA